Messenger RNA from Folsomia candida, 826 nucleotides. Its product is annotated as N66 matrix protein. NCBI's taxonomy places the organism in Eukaryota, Metazoa, Arthropoda, Collembola, Entomobryomorpha, Isotomidae. The transcript has 2 exons. The record is from RefSeq and is a predicted model, not a curated record. Bases 61 to 696 code for a protein of 211 amino acids.
CUUCAAAUUCUUCUUUUCUAAAACCUUGGUUUCAAAUUUUUUCAUAAGAAAUCACGGAAGAUGAAGGGAUGGAUCUUGUUUACGGCCAUUGUGAUGGCCACUGUUGCUCUAUCAGUUGGACAUCCUCAAGGACCACGUCCGUUCGGAUGGAGCAAUUUUUUAAAUUUUCUUCAAUGGCCACGACCAACUGCAGCCACCACGGCUGCGCCCAAAACCAUGGCACCGACAACUAACGCACCCACAACUAAAGCACCGACGACUCUUGCACCCACGACACUAGCAUCUACAACUGUUAAUGGCAACAAUAACAGCGGAGACAACAAUGGUACAAAUGGCGACAAUGACGGUGCAAAUGGCGACAAUGACGGUGCAAAUGCCGACAAUGACGGUGCAAAUGGCGACAAUGACGGUGCAAAUGGCGACAAUGACGGUGCAAAUGGCGACAAUGAAGGUGCAAAUGGCGACAAUGACGGUGCAAAUGGCGAUAAUGACGGUGCAAAUGGCGACAAUGUCGGUGCAAAUGGCGACAAUGACGGUGCAAAUGGCGACAACGAUGGUGCCAACGGUAACAACGAUGGUGCCAACGGUAACAACGAUGGUGCUAACGGUAACAACGAUGGUGCUAAUGGCGACAACGAUGGUGCUAAUGGGGACAACAACGGUGCUUCAACAGCCGCAAUGACUUCGUCAACCUGAAUCAUUUUCAAAUUAAGCAAAUAAGUAUUAUGCAAAAUAGUUGAAACAUGUAAUGUUUUUAUUUUCACGUGGCCUUGACAUUCCUAGCAACGUCUUAGAACUCUAAAUACAAUAUGUCUACGAAAAAGCA